Messenger RNA from Hyposmocoma kahamanoa, 1697 nucleotides. RefSeq lists its product as uncharacterized. The record is from RefSeq and is a predicted model, not a curated record. The transcript has 10 exons. Lineage: Eukaryota; Metazoa; Arthropoda; Insecta; Lepidoptera; Cosmopterigidae. Bases 1 to 1248 code for a protein of 415 amino acids.
AUGAAGGUGGUGUUCCUGUCGGAGAAAAAUAGCUACAUUCCGGUGAGCAUCAAACCGCGGUCACCGACAGCCGAGGCGCCUUGGCGUGAGCCGCCUGCUUGGGAGAGAGAGUACCGCCGUCAUAGAACCAACGGCAGCCGCGUGCAAUAUAUUGAAGCCGAGUGCCAAGAUGAUUUUAUGAAGAUUAGAGUUGGUUUCAACGGAUCUUUUACUGGAUUGGUGUAUUCUGCAGGCUACUCAUACGAUCCGGACUGCAUGUAUAUCAACGGCUCCGGCCGGGACUACUAUGAGUUCUACAUCCAGCUCAACCGCUGCGGGACGCUCGGCCGGAACAGCCAACAUGACGACUCUAGAAAACAUCCCACUAAGAAUCUGAUGUGGAACACGAUAACGGUGCAGUACAAUCCUCUAAUUGAAGAGGAGCUUGACGAACAUUUCAAGGUCACUUGCGAAUACGGAUACGACUUUUGGAAGACUGUGACAUUUCCUUUCCUUGAUGUCGAGGUAGCUACAGGGAAUCCAGUGGUGUUCACGUUGCAGCCUCCCGAGUGUUACAUGGAGAUCCGGUCGGGGUACGGCGUGAGCGGCGCGAGAAUAUCUGGGCCCGUGCGGGUUGGGGAUCCUCUGACGCUACUCAUUUAUAUGAGGAGUACUUACGACGGCUUCGACAUCGUAGUGAAUGACUGCUUCGCACAUAACGGCGCCGCAAAGCGGAUACAAUUGAUCGAUGAAUAUGGAUGUCCAGUAGAUGACAAACUAAUAUCUCGUUUUCGGGGCUCUUGGUCCGAAUCUGGUGUAUUCGAGACGCAAGUGUAUGCGUACAUGAAGACGUUCCGUUUCACCGGUUCGCCAGCGCUUUACAUCGAAUGCGACGUCCGCAUGUGCCAUGGGAGAUGUCCAUCGCAACCAUGUCACUGGCGUAAUAUGAAGAGCGUGAAGCGACGUUCAGUUGAAAUGGCGGAACAGCCGGCCAGUGUGGCUCCGAGGCUUUCAGAGAAUAUAUCGCUCUUCCAGUCUCUGCGAGUGUUGCAAGAGGGAGAGGAGGAUUCCGAACUUGCUGCUAAGACAGGAGUAGCGGAAGGCCAAACCUGUAUGAAGACUUCGGCGUUAUCCGCCAUUAUGGCUUCAUGUGGGGCCCUCAUAGCAGCGUUACUCGCGGCGUUAUUGGUCGCAGCGCGAGGUUGGAAACGAAGGGAAGGCCUCACGCCUCACCACGUAUACGUCCCACACAAAGGAAGAAUAAAAUAAAAGUUAUAGUUUUUUUAGAAAUUAAUUAAUAAAGUGGUUUGCUUUUUGUGGUGCUAAAUUCUAAGUCUACUACUACACUAUUAUUGUCCUCGUUGCGUUUUAACGUCCUAUAUGUCAUGACAAUUGCAAUUUCUAUUUUAAAAAAUGUAAUGUUCUUCGUGACUUCAGUUGUACACAAUGGUACCAAUAUAUUUUGUACUCAAAUUAGAAUUACUCACUGCGGUUCUGGUGCGUUUUUGGUAUUAUUAUGCCAAAAGAAAUUGCAGAAAAUUAAUAGCACGUAAUAGUGUAAUAAUCAUGGUAGUUGUAUGCUAUUAUAAUAACAUAUUACAAGGUCCUUUGUCAUACACAAGUUCUGAGUUCAUAGCAGCUUGAAUUAUGCCAUAAAAUAUGUGAAUGAUUUUCUUUGUUUUCUUUUCUAUGUAACGUACGUCAAAGGCAUUUCUCGA